CAGCAUUGUGUUUUCCCUGCCCCUGGCUUCAUGCUGAAGCUUUCAGGAACUUUUUUUUAAAAGCCGCUUAGUGCAGAGAGCUACUCGUGUCUGUGUUUGCGCCCACGGUGCACAAAGUGAGUUUCCACUGAGAGGAGCCUCCUCAGUGCGCAUGGCACAAAGGUAACAACGGGCUGCAACGGAGUGAAAAUGUAAAUCCUGUCAUCUGAAGACUACCUCAAGGACGCACGAGGAUGCGCCUUUUUUUCCUCUGCCAGCUGCACAUUUCAAGCAGGGUGUUUUUUUUUCAUCCUCUUCUGUGGUGGGAUCCCGUAUUUCCUCUGGUUCACAGCGAAGAGUGAUGUGACCAUAUGCGCUGAUGGGGUGCAGCGUGCUACUAAAACAUCCAAAUAAAGCGUCCACACUUCUCCUCCAGAUCAGUCGAGCCUGACGGGAGAGGACUUUAACCGAGAGCGCCUAAAAAUCAACAACUUACAGAAAUCCGAUCUUUUCGCGGGAGAUCCAUUUUUUUCUUUUGGUGCAGGGGACCCGGAUAAUACUACUACUACUACUGCUGCUGCUGCUUGUUUUUUGUACAAAGAAGCGCAUCCUGUUGGAUUUAAGCUGCAGUCCACUUCACCCUCAACUGCAUUGGCACAAGUGUGAGAAGAAAAAUGUGCGCGUUAUGAAACUAACUCUGCGGCGGAUCUACAGACUAAUAUCCACAAGUGGGUCGUUUUUCUGCCUCUCAGUCGCACAGAAUACCACUUCACAACUACAAUGAGACAACGUGGUGGGCUCACUGGGGGGACUGUUGCCUGUAGAAGUGCAGAGAGAGAGCAGGACAGUGACUUCCAGAGGGUAGACGAGUGAAUGCCGUCUCCGAUGUGGAGCUUGUCGCUGUCCGACGCGCGAGUGGUGCUGAAAUUUGGAUGAUGCCUGGCCAGCGACUGCAAGGCUGCCGCUCCCUGCACUUCAACGAGGACAACGGCCGCUUCGUGCUGCUCGCCAUCCUCAUCCUCCUGUACCUGCUGUGCGGCGCUGCGGUCUUCUCGGCCAUAGAGAGGCCCUCAGAGCUGCGGGCUCACGGCCGCUGGAACGGGACGCUCCACAACUUCAGUGAGACCUUCAACAUCAGCCUGCAGGACCUCAACUCGUUCCUGCGGGAGUACGAGGCUGCCAUCGCCGCCGGCAUCCGCGCUGACGCUCUGAGGCCAAGAUGGGAUUUUACAGGAGCUUUUUAUUUUGUUGGAACUGUGGUGUCGACUAUAGGUUUUGGGAUGACAACACCUGUGACGAUUGCAGGCAAGGUGUUCCUGAUCUUUUACGGGCUUCUGGGCUGCGCUGCCACCAUCCUCUUCUUUAACCUCUUCCUGGAGCGUAUCAUCACACUCCUGGCCGUGGUGAUGAAGGCCGUGAGGGAGCGACGGAUCAGGAACAGCGGUCUGCUCCCACCAGGAAUCCGCCACGAUUUCUCAGCCUACUCCCUGCCAGGAUGGAAACCCUCGGUGUACCACGUGAUGCUGAUCCUCGGCCUGUCAGCCAUCACCAUCUCGUGCUGUGCGUCGGCCAUGUACUCCCCCGUCGAGGGCUGGGCUUACCUAGACUCACUUUACUUCUGCUUCGUCACGUUCAGCACCAUCGGCUUUGGGGACUUUGUGAGCAGCCAGAGCGCGGCGUACGAAUACCAAAGCCUCUACAGGGUGGCCAACUGCUGCUUCAUGCUAAUGGGCGUGUGCUGCAUCUACUCGCUGUUCAACGUUAUUUCUAUCGUCAUCAAGCAGGUGCUCAACUGGAUGCUGGAGAAAAUGAGCUGCUUGUUUUGCCAGCGCUGCAAUAAGGCCAAUGCCUUCCUGAGCAGACGCAACGCCAUCCGCCCGGGUUCCAAGAGCCGCCAGAGUCGGUUCGACAAGCCCGACUCAGAUGGACCCUGUGAUAGCGACACUGAGGGACGCAGACUAUCAGGGGAGAUGAUCUCUAUGAAAGACCUUGCAGCCUCUAACAAGGUGUCUCUGGCCAUCAUGCAGAAGCAGCUGUCUGAGUCUGCCAACGGAUAUCCCAGAACAGUCUGUGGCAGCUCUCGCCAUAAUGGUUUCUCUGGGGUUGGAGCUCUGGGGAUCAUGAACAACAGGCUAGCAGAGACAAGUAACUCCAGGUAGAGGACACAGUGAGACAGAAAGUACUGGAGCUCUUUAUUCUAACAAACCAAGAGGUUGAACGCCAUAUAACAAUACCAGGCUUCUGAGAGGGACUGUCAGUGUAACUUGUUAUGCAUGAUACAUAUGAUUUUUUUGAUACUUUUGGUUGGAAUUACAAGCCUGUGGUGAUAAAACAGGGAAUGAUGGUGAUGAUUUUGGUGAAUAUGAUGAUGGCAUGAAGAGAGAACCACAGAGUCAUCAAAAAAAAGAAAAACAUAAGUUGAUGUGGAAGCAUGGGGACCACCCGCCACUCAUUUCAUCAACCUCAAAUGAGAACAAAUCACUGAAAAUCUCUGAAAAAUCAGUGUUAGUCUGCAGAAUACAUAGCCUGCUAUGCUCGCUCGAUAUAUGAGACUUAAACAAACUAUAAUGUUGUGCAGUAAAGGAACCACGGGAAGCGUAGAGCCUCGUCUUUACAGUUUUGGGGGGUUUAUUUGAAUGUACAUACUGAAUGCUGAUAUACACAAAUGUAAUCGCUGAAUGAUAUAGCACAUACUGAUCUAUGCAUUAUACUUUUCAUGCAUUUUUGCACCAUUUCUAGACCUUCCAUCGAUUGCGUAAAACACUCCCUUUAUUUUGUCCUCUUCUAUCCUCAGGUGAUUGCUUUCAUUUUUUGGGGGGAAGUAGAGUUUCUAAGAGUGACCAAGAUGUAGCUGAUUUGAGCAGGGUGGUAGUGAAGGGUGUUACAGUGGCACAGAAACAGGCUACAAAGAGUUAUUUCCUAUUCCUCAAGAUGGAGGAAAGAGCAGAGUUGAAGAAUGAAAAUCCAUUUCUCGUGAGAGAGGAACCGGCCUUCUUAUCAGCUAAGCACAUGCUUCGGCGGCCGAAGACUUUGACUUGAAGGGUAAAAGGAGGCACCUUCUAACUCUUUCUCUCUUUUUCAAGCCCACAGCUGUGUGCGAGGAAAAUAAACGAUAAAGGCAAUGUUGUCAUUAUUUCUUUGAAUGCAGGAUACAGACACGUGUUGGUAAAACAGAGCAAAAUGAGGAAUGGAAGUGAAAUGUAAGGAAGUAAAUUGUAGUUGGCUUUAUCCCAGGGGCACAUUAUGUUAAAUGAUGCAGAUUGAAAGUAGCCGGGUCAGUCUCAGAUGCUCGAGUGGAAAACAAAACCCUGAAGGAUUUUCUCACUUGCACUGAUUUAUUAUUGUGAGGAUUUUCUGUUUUCAUUGACUUCUUUGCAUUUCUAAGUUUCUCUAAGAGAAAAAAACGCCCGUAGAUGUUGACUUUUUUUUCUUGAUUUCAGUGUAAACGUGCAGCGAGGUUUAAUAAAUGGAGGGUGUUUGUGGAGGAUAUGGUGCUACCCUGUCAGGCUGAACGAUCAAUGUCCUUGUUGCGGGCUACUAUCUCUUAGAAAGGCGUCGGUGAUUUAAAAACCAUGCGUUGGUGUUUGAUGUUUGCAAACAGCAAGACAGCGGAGGAGACAGUGAUAGUUAAAGUGUCCAGGGGAUGUUGAUGAAGCAGGGAGAGAGAGGGUGACAGGAGUAGUUUAGAGGAGCUGGCUCUAAUGGACUCAAUUCAUAUCCAAAUUCAUGCCCGGUUCAAAUCGACGGCCUCGCUCAGCCAAGGGCUUAACUUUUCCUGGCGUCACAUCUUCACCAUCUAACGUCCCCUCCGGCCCGCUCUCGUCUUUUUCCCUUUUGUCAUCUCUGCAUUCGCUUCACACACACUGCACCAAAAAGCCUCCCGCUUCCUUUUUUCUUGCAGACCUCGGCUCUCUCCUCACGCCCAUCACCCCUUACACUGUGAAUAUGAGACAUGCCAUAAAUGUGUAUAUAUAUAUCUAAGAAGCAUCGGAAUGUCUUAAAAAGCGCUUUCACAACAAGGCGUGAAUUGGAUCUGGAUCUAUCCUUUGUUGAUUUCCAUCAUUUCAGUGCAUAGAUCGGAAUAAUUUCCUUUACUCCCCCAGUCUCACCAAGAGGAUUAGAGAAAAUGACUCAGGUAGUUUAAAUCUUCAGGCUUGUCUUAGUUUUUCCUGCAUGCCAUUAUGGUAAAGCCAUACAAGAUAGCUGUAUAUAUCUAUAAACAGAGUACUCUUUAAAGUCUAUUUUAUACAUAUAGCUUACAAAUGUCUACUCGUGGAUGACUGAAAAAGUCUCACUGUCACAUGUCUCUUACACGGUCAGUCAGCAGAUUGACCGGAUUCAGCAUUCAGAGAUAACUACCCUAUGAAAACAAUGCUAGAAAAACAAAGGGAACACAGCUUUUUUUUCUAGAUGUUGAAGAUAUUUGACAUUUUACAAAACACAGACUUUUGCUGUCGUUUCUUUUAGUUCAAUGGGAAGAUUGAUAACACGCUCACAUCCCAUAGUCUCAUCGGUCUUCUUAUCUAACUCUCCACAAGAUUACAGUUGAGCUCUGUCUCCAUAAAAUGACGUCCUGCACAACGAAACUACAUUCUCAAAAACGUUUGAGGGAAAUGCAUCUCCUCCCCAGAUAAUGUCACACAUUAGUAAUCAGGGUAUUUUCACUGUAUAUUCUAUUGCUUUCCUACUGUUGCUUCAUUGAAGGACAUUUAAAUGUAGAAAAAUGAUGACAUGUGACAGAUAGAUAGAUAGACAGGUAGAUAGAUAGAUAGAUAGAUAGAUAGAUAGAUAGAUAGAUAGAUAGAUAGAUAGAUAGAUAGAUAGAUAGAUAGAUAGAUAGAUAGAUAGAUAGAUAGAGAUCAAACUGUAUUUUGACAGUUUAUGCUUAUUACUCGU
Molecule: messenger RNA, 4875 nt
Organism: Acanthochromis polyacanthus (spiny chromis)
Lineage: Eukaryota; Metazoa; Chordata; Actinopteri; Pomacentridae
Gene: kcnk12
Product: potassium channel, subfamily K, member 12
Biological process (GO): stabilization of membrane potential; potassium ion transmembrane transport
Cellular component (GO): membrane
Molecular function (GO): potassium ion leak channel activity
Source: RefSeq, a predicted model, not a curated record